Sander lucioperca (pikeperch) is the source of this 1761-nucleotide messenger RNA. RefSeq names its product iroquois homeobox 3a (gene irx3a). Gene Ontology annotation, molecular function: RNA polymerase II cis-regulatory region sequence-specific DNA binding; DNA-binding transcription factor activity, RNA polymerase II-specific. Bases 263 to 1546 code for a protein of 427 amino acids. Gene Ontology annotation, biological process: cell development; regulation of transcription by RNA polymerase II; neuron differentiation. Lineage: Eukaryota; Metazoa; Chordata; Actinopteri; Perciformes; Percidae. The transcript has 2 exons. The record is from RefSeq and is a predicted model, not a curated record. Gene Ontology annotation, cellular component: nucleus.
UAAGGACCUGACCUUAGUCCAUCCAGAUCAAUAGGGAAGUGAGGGUGGAAAGAAGAAGAAGAAGAAGAAGAAGAAGAAGGAGAAGAAGAGGAAGAAAUAAGGGGCGCAACCGGAUCGUUUACACUGGCUGUUCCCGAGGAAAUAUAGACUUCCCUUGCUUGCACCUUUUGUUGCUCACAUGCUCACACUGUAAAAGUGGAUAUCGAGGCAAUUCCCUUGCUUUGUGUGAUUGCAGCAGACUUUUUCCCCUUUUCCUACCACCAUGUCUUUCCCUCAGCUGGGAUAUCAGUACAUCCGACCGAUAUACCCGCCGGAGCGCCAGGGGAUCGCCAGCAAUGGCCGGGCCGGGACAGAGCUCAGUCCGUCCGGCGCACUCUCCAACGUCCUCUCCACUAUGUAUGGAUCUCCUUUCGCCGCAGCAGCGCAGGGCUAUGGAGCGUUUCUGCCCUACUCAAACGAUAUAUCAAUUUUCAAUCAAUUGGGUGCUCAGUAUGAACUGAAAGACAGUCCCGGUGUCCAGCACCCAGGGUUUGCCCACCAUCACCCUGCUUUUUACCCAUAUGGCCAAUAUCAGUUCGGUGACCCGUCCAGACCCAAAAACGCCACCAGGGAGAGCACCAGCACCCUGAAGGCCUGGCUCAGCGAGCACCGCAAGAACCCCUACCCAACCAAGGGAGAGAAGAUCAUGCUGGCCAUCAUCACCAAAAUGACCCUCACCCAGGUGUCCACCUGGUUCGCCAACGCCAGGAGGAGGCUAAAGAAGGAGAACAAGAUGACCUGGGCCCCUCGGAACCGCACCGACGAAGAGGGAAAUGUGUACGGCAGCGAUCACGAGGGGGAGGAGGGGGACAAGAGGGAGGACGAGGAGGAGAUCGACUUGGAGAACAUCGACACGGAAAAUAUUGAGAACAAGGACGACUUGGACGACCAGGACGACCUGCACUCAGACAUGAAACUCGACGGGAGGAGUGACUCUGAGAUUUCUGACGGCUAUGAGGAUUUACAAGGGCCCGACCAGAGGUUUCUAAAGGCUGUGGGGAAAGAGGGCAAAGACGUGGAGAGAGGAGGAGAGCACUUCCACAGCCACCACCACCACCACCACCAUCACUCUUCUUUGGACACCAAAGCGUCCCAAGCAAACGGCGAACAGCUCAAACUGAACCCGGUGUCCGUUAGCUCACCCCCCUCAGAAAACAGCCCUGCCCCAGCCCAAAAGCCAAAGAUCUGGUCUUUGGCAGAGACAGCCACGGCCCCUGACAAUCCGCGCAAAUCGCCACAAAUGAACGGCAGCAACUCCGCAGGGCCGGCCGCCCAGACCCUUAUCGCCCCUCAUAGACUCAUCUCUUCUUGUCCCGUUGGGAAAAUCCAGAACUGGACGAACCGAGCCUUCUCGGCGCAUCAGCUGGCUUUACUGAACUCAAAUCAUUAUCUGGGACUGGCAAACCAGGCCACUGCCACCGGCCUGGCCCUCUACAGCAGCAGGCAAACGGAGGACAGGAGUCAUAGUUCAGAGACUUCAGUCACAGGUACAUGUCCCCGACACUGAGACGCGCAUGUAUAAAUAACUACAAAAAAAAACAAAGACACUAGUCAUUGCCCGUCAUUCAUUUCUAUUAAUUUCGACCUCCCUUUGCCUUCUUUGCCCCUUCAUGGAUUUUUUUUUUCUCUCUUUAGGCCACACAGAUGAACAGUGUUACAAUGUUAUAGCUUACAGAAUACAGUUGUGCGUGAAGUAUGACUGUGUGUGAGUGUGUGAGGUGU